Messenger RNA from Wallemia ichthyophaga EXF-994, 1248 nucleotides. RefSeq lists its product as uncharacterized. Lineage: Eukaryota; Fungi; Basidiomycota; Wallemiomycetes; Wallemiales; Wallemiaceae. The transcript is spliced from 3 exons. The record is from RefSeq and is a predicted model, not a curated record. The coding region runs from base 1 to 1248 and encodes 415 amino acids.
AUGUCCCAACUGUCCAGUGAAUUUGAAAUCGACGAUGACCACCAAAGAAUGUUGGACUUAGAUGAAAUUCAACGAAACAACGAUGAAUUCCUCGUGGCGUACCCAUUCAACUUUAUUAAAUGGUCCAGAUUAUGGCAAGGCUCUUCAAGGAUCAUCACUACUGAUUUGGAACAAGGCAUUUAUCCUUUCGGUAAAGGUAAAGGUAAACCUAUUGAAGUCUUUAUCGGUAUGACGAAGAGGAAUAGAUUGGAAAUUCUCAUCCCUUACUCAAUGAUUUCUGAAAGGUUCAAAGACAUAAAGCAAAAUGAUUUUGAAAACAUUCACUUCUAUCACUUUGUUUCUCCUGCACACUUUCAAACUUUAGAAGACUUCCUUGGUUUUGCUAAUAUUCAAGAUAAGAAGAGCGGUAUCUUUAAGAUAAAUAAACGCUAUAAGCGCGAUAGAUCUAAAUAUCGCGUUACUCAUAACGUCGUACUUGAGAAAAAGUACUUUGAAAUGUCUAGGCGUUUCUAUCGGCUUAUUAAAUUGGCAGAUGAUCAACUUAGAGGUAGUGUCAUUGCUAUGGAUUGGAUAACAAAUCCCAACACAAAUAUCAUUCAAGGUCUCAGCAUAUUCGUACUUGAUAAAACUAAAUCGAAUCACUAUCAGGAUUGGGUUACGGUCACUGAUACUUAUACUGAAAACAAGGACGAAGUUGAAAGACGAUAUUUGAAGAGAUACGUACAAGCUAUCCUUGACACCAAGACUUCCGAUCAAGAUGAGUGUCGAAUGAUCAUCGUUAAGAAGUCAAUGCUACCCCAAGACAUGGAUAGGACAAAAGAUGCGCUCAAGCAGUUUCUUCCUGAUAAUAUUUUUGAGGGUAUGCAAAUGGACAUUAGUAGUAGGGUUCAUGAUGAAUUGAAUGUUAUAAGGCGAACAGUUGAACCUUUCAAUAUCUACGGUAUAACGAGUCUCAUACCACUUUAUCACGCCCUAUGCUCUGAUGUCACCGGUGAAGAGCCUAGUUAUAGACGCAUGCUCGAUGCUAUUGGUAUGCCCUUAGACGAUCAAGAGAUGGUUGAUAUUUUGGAGAAUAACGCUGUGCAUUUGCUCAAUCUUGCAGAUUGCUUACUCACAUCUACUUUUAUAGAUUAUCAGAAAAUGAUACAGUUCCCAGAAACCCACAAGGGUACUAGACCCGCAGAGGAGUCAUCCGAUGAAGACAGCGAAGAUCAAGAUGACGAUGAGAAGAUGGAAAAUUAUCUCUAG